GGUUGCUGCUGCUGUUGACAGUAUGGCGGUGGCUGUAGCCGAAUGUGCAGGAAGGAGGAAGUGUCAUUCAUGUUAGAAGAGCCGGGUUGUGUGUGCCCAGGGGAGGUCGGUGAGCGGGUCCCCGGCAUCCCGUGUGCUAGGAGAAGGGAGCCGGGGCGCCCAGCAUGUGCUGACUGAUUGCGAAACCUUCCGCCCGGCGCCAUGUCCUUCUUCCGCAGGAAAGUUAAAGGAAAAGACCAGGAGAAGCCAGACGCCAAAGCAUUUAAAGAUCCAGCACCUAUACCAGUACAUUCCCCAUCACGGAGCCCCAAAAACAAUGCCUUACUGGAGGCAGCUGGACCAAGCCAUGUGGCUAUCAAUGCCAUAUCGGCCAACAUGGACUCUUACUCGAGCAGCAGGACUGCUGCGCUUAAAAAGCAGCCCACUCAUAUGGAAGCAGAACACUUUGGAGACCUAGGUCGAUCUUGUCUGAAUUAUGAAUCCCAAGAUGCAAAGUCUAGCCUUUCAAAGACUCUGGCACAGGUGCUACAAGACAAUGUGGCCCUCCCUUAUUUUAUCCAAUUUAUGGAACUCCGCAGAAUGGAACAUUUAGUAAAGUUCUGGCUGGAGUCUAAGAGUUUUAAUUCCACUACCUGGUCCCGAAUACGAGCAUACAGUUUAAACACAGUCAAGCACAGCUCCCUGGCAGAACCAGUAUCUCCUGCUCCUAAACGGCCAGACUUGUCUGCAGCUUCAUCACUGGCGUCAGCUGAUAAACAAGCUCAAGAUUCUUCAAAAGUUCCACAGCACACAUCUAGGUUAAAAGGACUGAAUUCUCCUGCAAAGCAGGGCAGUACUUCAAAUCAUUUGCAGGCAAAACAGAAAGUUGGAAGAGCGCCGGCCAUCCAGUUAGAACUCUGCACAGAUCAAACAUUACCCUCGCAUGAGCAGUCUUCCGUGCUUAAUCCAUCAAACAGAGACAGCCCGGCAGAUGAAGGACUGAAAGACAUGUCACAAAAACUAAUGAAGAGUAUAGAGCGAGAUGCUGUAAAUACGUUCACCAAAUACAUUUCUCCAGAUGCUGCUAAACCCAUACCGAUCAGUGAGGAGAUCAGGAGUGAUAUCGUAGCUAAGAUCUGUGGCGAAGAUGGACAAGUGGACCCCAACUGCUUUGUUACAGCACAGUCCAUAGUAUUUAAUGCCAUGGAACAAGAGCACUUUCCUGAAUUUCUGCGCAGUCAGCAUUUCUGUAAAUAUCAGAUUGAAGUGUUGACCAGUGGAAUAGUUUACCUGUCAGAUAUACUGUUCUGUGAAUCAGCACUCUUUUACUUUUCAGAGUACAUGGAAAAAGAGGAUGCGGUUAACAUAUUGCAGUUCUGGUUGGCUGCUGACAACUUCCAGUCUCAACUUGCAGCUAAGAAUGGCCAGUAUGAUGGACAGGAGGCACAGAACGAUGCUAUGAUCCUCUAUGAUAAAUAUUUUUCACUGCAAGCAACACACCCUUUAGGCUUUGAUGACUUUGUGCGUCCGGAAAUAGAGUCCAACAUCUGCCGGGAGGGUGGCCCGCUCCCAAACUGCUUUACCACUCCGUUGCGUCAGGCUUGGACUACUAUGGAGACGGUCUUCUUGCCUGGUUUUCUCUCCAGCAAUCUGUAUUACAAGUACUUGAAUGAUCUGAUCCACUCAGUUCGAGGGGAAGACUAUAGUUGGAGUGCAGCGGGCAAUGCCAGCCAAGGGAGUCAAGGCACACCCAACCAUGAGCCAUAUUCAGGCUCCUCUGAGAACUCCAGCUCUCAGGUUAAUGUCAAGAAAAGCAAUGUAAAAAUUCUGAAAAAUUUUGAUGAAGCAAUAAUUGUUGAUGCUGCAAGCUUGGAUCCUGAGUCACUUUAUCAACGAACAUAUGCAGGCAAAAUGACUUUUGGGACAGUUAGUGAUCUGGGUCAGUUCAUCCGAGAGUCUGAACCUGAGCCCGAUGUGAAAAAAUCCAAAGGUUCAAUGUUCUCACAAGCUAUGAAGAAAUGGGUACAAGGAAGUACAGAUGAGGCUAAAGAAGAAAUGGCCUGGAAAAUAGCAAAAAUGAUUGUUAAUGAUGUCAUGCAGCAGGCACAGUGGAAUCCACCACCUGACAAAUGUACUAAGAUCUGAGAUCAGUUCCCUGGCUUUUCCUGAUUUCCUGUCUGUAGUGAAUCUAUUUCCUGCACUUAAAGGCACGGUAUUCUACUUGAGGAAAUCAUACAAAGCAAUGAAACAAAUAUCGGAGAAGAUGCAGCCUUCUGGAACAAGACACGUAUGAAGAGUGAAAGGAGCUGAUGUAUCCUGGUAACCUGACCAUAGUGGAAGAAAUUUCCUAUACCUUGAAGUUAUGUGCGGAGCACUUACCAAUAUGAAGGCGACAGAUAUAUGUGUGAAUACUGACCUCUCUGCCUAUGGGUGGAUGCAGAUACUUGACAAAUUGAAGAUUUAUGUGGUCUUAAUCAGGUUUUAAAAUGGAAUAUAAGUUUGCUACGUCCAUUCUCUAAGUUUUCAUUAUCACAUUAGUACUAGG
Nanorana parkeri is the source of this 2524-nucleotide messenger RNA. It is a transcript of the gene AKAP10, whose product is annotated as A-kinase anchoring protein 10. Lineage: Eukaryota; Metazoa; Chordata; Amphibia; Anura; Dicroglossidae. Gene Ontology annotation, biological process: intracellular protein localization. The transcript is spliced from 15 exons. Gene Ontology annotation, molecular function: protein kinase A binding. The record is from RefSeq and is a predicted model, not a curated record. Gene Ontology annotation, cellular component: plasma membrane. The coding region runs from base 202 to 2124 and encodes 640 amino acids.